Molecule: messenger RNA, 2850 nt
Organism: Kalmanozyma brasiliensis GHG001
Lineage: Eukaryota; Fungi; Basidiomycota; Ustilaginomycetes; Ustilaginales
Product: Sel1-like protein
Exons: 1
Coding region: 1-2850 (949 amino acids)
Molecular function (GO): protein binding
Source: RefSeq, a predicted model, not a curated record
AUGGACCGCCUUCAACCAAAGACAUACGGCGCAUCGACCGUGCGAUCCUUUUCCGCUGGCUCGUACGGCUCCUCAAAUGGCUCGGCAUCCUCCUCGGUCUCAAUGCAAAAUACUGAACACACGCCAACCACCAGUCCGUCGCUCUCGGAUCAAGGCACUCCAUCCUCGCACGACGUAGCUUGGACUACAUUGCCACGCGCUCAUCAGCUGCGCUCACCUGACCCUGCGAACGGUUCGUCCUCAGGUCUUUCUCCGCUAGAGCUCCUGGUCAAACGCGGAAAGCAGGUGCAGCAUGAUCUCGUCGGUCCCGACGACAACGGCGCACAUCCAACAUCAAGCGAUCGUAUCUACGAACGAGCAACAGCCCUUUCGCGGAAGAUUUCGGUGCGCAGGCCUCCCAUUCAACCCUCGCCCGAUCCGAAUGAUUUUGACGAUGCUCAAAGCAUCCGCAGCGUCAAUCUUCUCUCCGAUGCCGGCUCCAGCUUUCAACGCGGCGGACGUGCGUCUGCACCAUCUUCGAAUGCGCCAUCGCCGAAUCCCAGCUCUUUCUCCGUUCAGCGAGGCUACAAGGCAUCCUACGAUGACACAACCGACACUUAUUCGCCUACACAGCCAGAUGCAGGCUGGCAGCGGCAGUCUUCGCAUCUGCUCAGCAACGCUUUCCGCGGCUCAAUUGCCUCGGACAUCUCCUUUAACUCGAUCUCUGGCGACGAGCCAGAGUCGUCCCUGUCGCGAAGAGCUUCCAUAGAUACCGUGCGCAGCUCAGAAUUUGGCGAGCACGGGAGGUGGGGUCGAGCUUGGACAUCCCGCGCCGAUGACGAGGAGAGCGCGUACUCAGAGAGCGCUUAUGGCGACCAUGAGGAUGACAUCGAGGACCAGGAGCAGAUGGCAACCGUGAAUGGCAGCAUAGACGUUGAGCCGAGUCGCGGACCGCUGUCUACCAUCAGCGGACUCGACACCCUAGCCAAGCAGUGGAAACUCGAUCAAGCUACCCGUCACGGUCGAGCAGCGCCAAAGUCUUUUGACAGAAACAUCAGCUCGACAUCGUCAGCCGAUCCCUCACAAACAGUCGUCCGCCAUAUGGCUAGCAAGGAAAAGAUCGCCAACCUCACCAGGUCCAUCCCACCUCCAUCCACAGUAUCCGGGUCAAAUCACCUCACUCCCUCAGAGAUCCAAGCGGAUUAUAGGCACAGCUUCGUUCCGCAAAUAGAGACGCAAGACUACGACCAACAGGCGCAGUUUUAUGGACGAACUCCCUUGGCAUCGGCCGAUCGCUACCUUGGCCAUCGCUCCACCGCGUCGACCGACACCAUCACGGGAAAUUCUUCAAGAGGGCACAAUGAGAGCCCGCCGACUGCCCGCGUCUAUGUCUACCCACCCAGCCCGUCAGGCUCGGAAGCGUCGAGGGCGAGCGGGCGGUCGGGCCUGCAAGAGUCAUUACCGCCAAGGUCUGGCCAGCAACGCUACGCCACGAUGCCUUCUCCCUCUUCGGCCUAUGUUGAGACCAUGGCUAACUCGCCCGAGCUAAGCGGCACAGCAGAAAGCAAGCGCACUCCUUUGGCUCCUUCUAACCUGCUCAGCAAUCCUCGCAGAGCUUCGGCAGGAACCGCAUCAUUACACAAGAAUCGACCGUCGGGCCAUCCGACCGGACGCGCUCCACCACCGCCACCACCACCGACAGCACCAGGCGGCGAGAACUCAAGCCCGCUUGGCUACUCGGAUCCCAACCAGUUCUUUCAGGGUGUGGAUCGCCCCAUCUUCGGCCGCAAACGCGCGGAGGCUAUCGCCAGAGCUGAUGGCAGGGAGAGCAUGGUAUCCGAUCUUGACGUCGAGACACUGCGCCUGGACGGCAGCAGUCGACGCGAUAGCUCAAGCACAAUUGCCAGUGUCAUGACCUCGCGCAUGUCGAUCGGCAGUGUCUAUCACGAUGCCGUCACCCGUCAAUCCGAAGCAGUGCAGGAUCGUUCUCCCAACAUGCAGCAGCAGAGCGCUGCUUCACCGAGGGACAAUGGCCAGGCUUUCAGCCACCCGAAUGCAUCGCAGAGCUCAUUCCGUUCUUUGCAAGCACAGCAGAGUGUGGCGUACUCAUCCCCAAGUGUUGCGGCGCUCGGAUCAGGCACCGGGAGACCACCGAUGCUGCGCAGCGCCCAAUCCACCAAUGCGCUCCCCAGAGGUGCACCUGCUCCCGGCUCGGUCGACAUGCAGCCGACAUCGUCUGCGCCAUCCUUUGCCCAGGGUGUCCUGAGCCCGAACCCUGCCUCGACCAAACCCCGAACUUCACCCGCCGUCGACACACGUACCGGACCGACCUCAGCGGAAGACUUCCUCUCGCAAGGCAUUACGUACCACGAGCAGGGCGACCUAGCUCGCUCGGCCUUCUACUUUGAGCGCUCUGCCAAGGUGGACGGCGGCUGCGUGGUCGGCAUGUGCAUGUUCGGCAUGGCGCUCCGCGAAGGAUGGGGCGCACGCAAGGACCCCGUCAAAGGCUUCACCUGGAUCCAGCGCGCCGCAGCCCGCGCCGGCGAGAUGAUGUCCAACACCACCUCCCCCAAGACCGACUCCGAACUCAAAGCGAUCAAGAGCGAGCUCAAGCUGAGCGUCUACGAACUCGGUAAAUGCUUCUGCUACGGAUGGGGUGUUAAGAUGGACAAGCACAUGGCGUUGGAGUACUUUGAGCUGGCGGCCAAGCUGGGCGAUGCGGAUGCCCAGGCCGAGGCAGGGGCACUCUAUGCAGCGGGAAAGGGGUGCAAGAAGGAUCUCAAGAAGGCAGCUAUGUACUACAGGAUGGCCGAGGAGGGCGGGUAUGAUACCGUCGGGCUGAGCUGGAUUCACAAGGACAAGUAUAAGUAG